Melanaphis sacchari is the source of this 1066-nucleotide messenger RNA. It is a transcript of the gene bisc, whose product is annotated as TM2 domain-containing protein CG10795. The coding region runs from base 240 to 917 and encodes 225 amino acids. The record is from RefSeq and is a predicted model, not a curated record. The transcript is spliced from 5 exons. NCBI's taxonomy places the organism in Eukaryota, Metazoa, Arthropoda, Insecta, Hemiptera, Aphididae.
CUCAAGUUUUAAAAAAAAUUAUAAGUUACUAUUUUGCUUAUUAAUUUUUUAUAAUUUUUUAGCAUUUCAGACUGCAGUUAUGCCCUAUACAGUAUCGUAAAAUAAUGAUUAAUAAUCGGAUAACAAUGAUGACAAAACAAUAUUAAAUUAAUUAGCAUUUACUUACUAUGAAUUAAUAAAAAAGAAGUUGAUUGUAAUAUAGUAUUAUUUUCUCCAAAACUGACACGAUCAAUUAUGCCAUGAACUUGGAUUGCCUACUACUAAUCGUUGUGCUACUUACAUUCUGCGUUCAUUUAGCACAGCCAUCUACAGGGCCUGGGAAAACGACAAUUUAUGAAACAGAAUGUAAAUAUCUACGAAUGGGACAAUUCAUGUGCCCCGAUGACGGGUACGAAUUUAUUGACCCAGAAACUCAACAAUUGCGCGGAUGUACUAAAGACAAUGUUGCUCAAGUUCGGUGUAAAGCAAGUGACGGUAUUGUCUGUUUAGAAACCAAAAACUCAACAUUCUGGAAAGAAUUCCCGUGUAAAUGGACCAAUGGUUACCAUUAUGACACAACACUGCUGUUGUCUAUUUUUCUGGGCAUGUUUGGUGUGGACCGUUUCUAUUUAGGUUAUCCAGCAAUUGGUUUACUGAAACUAUGCACACUUGGGUUUAUGUUUAUUGGCCAGUUGGUCGAUGUAGUACUUAUUGCAACACAAAUUGUUCGUCCAGCUGAUGGAUCACAUUAUAUCAUUCCUUAUUAUGGUCCUGGCAUUAACUUCAUACUCAUGGACAACGAAACUUACAGACAACCACAAGAUGACUGUUAUAUCAGAAUUUGGGGUAUUCAAUAUCAAGAAAAACCACUUACAGUAACCAGUUACAGCCUACGAACAAAAUUGUCUAUACAAGCCUGCAGUUGUUCCCCCAACUAAUCACUAGGUUUAUCACUGCUACAGACCCGUUUAUUAUAGCACUCAUAAUAUAUAAGCAAUUAUAACAAAAAUGUAUUAAUUUUUAAAAACUAUGUCAAAGUAAAUUACAGGUGAUUUUCUGUUUAUAUCGUAAAUUGGUAAAGUACUUU